AUGUCGGUCCCUCCUAAAUUUGCAGGGCUUAAGCUUUCAGCUAGUGCUCCCCAGGAGAGCCAGCAUACGCUGGAAUUGUAUCUUGACUAUGUUUGCCCAUUCUCUGCCAAGAUGUUCAAUACUUUUUAUGCGAUGAGUCCCCAAAUUGCGCUGCAGUAUGGUCCCCGGCUCCAGGUCUUAUUUCGGCAGCAUAUCCAGCCAUGGCACCCCUCGUCCACACUCACUCACGAAGCUGGAGUAGCGGUUCUUCGUCUGGCCCCUGAGAAGUUCUGGGAUUUUAGCGCCGCAUUGUUCAAGCACCAGACCGAAUUUUUCGAUGUGAGUGUGGUGAACGAAACCCGCAAUACCACAUACGGACGGCUGGCCAAUAUUGCCGGAUCUGUUGGCGUGGACGAGAGAAAAUUCUUGGAUUUGUUGAGGAUCCCUGAAGUACCCGACGAAGAUGGACACAUGAACGUCGGGAACCAGAUCACCAAUGAUCUCAAAUGGAUCAUCAAAACGGAUAGAGUGAUUGGGGUUCAUGUCUCUCCCACCGUCUUUUUCAAUGGAGUAGAGGAGCGAAGCAUCAGCAGCAGCUUCACGGCGGCUCAAUGGGCCGAAUGGUUGGCUCAGAAUGUGGUUUAA
Molecule: messenger RNA, 624 nt
Organism: Penicillium pulvis
Lineage: Eukaryota; Fungi; Ascomycota; Eurotiomycetes; Eurotiales; Aspergillaceae
Product: DsbA family protein
Exons: 5
Coding region: 1-624 (207 amino acids)
Source: RefSeq, a predicted model, not a curated record